AUGGAAAACCACAUCUACUCCUCCUCCUACAGCCCUUCCACCAACUACCGAUUCCGCGACCCCGACCCCACCGCCAUGUUUCUUUCCCACCACCACCACCACGCCGCCGAAUCAACCGCCCUUCGCUUUCCAUCUUCCCUCACCGAUGACAUUGCCCCGCCCGGCGUCACCUCCCGCAUCACCUCCUCCGCAGCUGCCACCUACAUCUCCCCUUGGACGCCCGCCGCCUCCACCCUCGACCUCAAACGCUCCUCCGACGCUCUCUACCAUUCAACCAUUUUGGGUACAAUUGGGCAAAGUGAAGCUUGGUAUUCAACAAACUCACUGGCCAAGCGCCCUAGAUAUGAAAGUGCUUCCAAUAUGACUAUAUAUCCUCAGAGGCCCGGAGAGAAGGAUUGUGCCCACUAUAUGCUCACAAGAACCUGUAAGUUUGGAGAUAGCUGCAAGUUUGACCAUCCUAUUUGGGUUCCUGAGGGUGGAAUCCCGGAUUGGAAAGAGGUUCCAAAUGUUGUUACAAGUGAAGCUCCUCCUGAGAGACCAGGGGAACCAGAUUGUCCAUACUUUCUGAAAACUCAAAGAUGCAAGUUUGGUUCAAAGUGCAAAUUUAAUCAUCCCAAAAUUUCCUCUGAAAAUGAUGAUGAAUCUUCUGGCUUACCUGAGAGGCCAUCAGAACCCCCUUGCACGUUCUACAUGAAAACUGGAAAAUGUAAAUUUGGUGCUACUUGUAAAUUCCAUCACCCCAAGGAUAUUCAGAUUCAGUUGUCCGACGACUUGAGCCAUAGUGCUGGACAGACACAAACAAAUUAUAUGAUAGGAGGGGCAACCGGAGAUUCUCAGCCAAUUAAGUCUCUUAUAUCUCCAUCAUUGCAAAAUAGCAAAGGGCUUCCAGUAAGACUGGGGGAAGUGGAUUGUCCAUUCUACAUGAAAACUGGGAGUUGCAAGUAUGGUGCCACUUGUCGCUACAAUCAUCCUGACAGGAACGCAAUUAAUCCACCCAUUGCUGGAUUAGGCCCUUCUAUUUUGCCAUCCUCAGCUGCUAGUCUGAAUAUUGGACUUCUUAGUCCAGCUGUGUCUGUUUAUCAAGCUUUUGAUCCAAGGCUGUCAAGUCAAAUGUCUCAGGUGGGAAUUGCAGAAACUAUCUAUCCUCAGCGACCAGGCCAGAUUGAAUGUGAUUUUUACAUGAAAACUGGCGAGUGUAAAUUCGGGGAAAGAUGCAAGUAUCAUCACCCAAUUGAUCGAUCAGCACCAUCACUGUCAAAGCAGGCUUCUGUCAAGCUCACUCCUGCAGGAUUACCAAGAAGAGAGGGUGCUGUUAUCUGUCCAUAUUAUUUGAAAACUGGAACAUGCAAGUUUGGUGCAACGUGCAAGUUUGACCACCCACCACCUGGAGAAGUUAUGGAGAUGGCAAAAUCACAAGGAACAUCAGCCAAUGAAGGGGAAGCAGAAGACUAUUAA
Sphenostylis stenocarpa is the source of this 1455-nucleotide messenger RNA. The record is from the annotation of a GenBank genome assembly. NCBI's taxonomy places the organism in Eukaryota, Viridiplantae, Streptophyta, Magnoliopsida, Fabales, Fabaceae.